Messenger RNA from Seriola dumerili (greater amberjack), 9072 nucleotides. It is a transcript of the gene cspg4ba, whose product is annotated as chondroitin sulfate proteoglycan 4-like. The transcript has 10 exons. The coding region runs from base 1 to 7227 and encodes 2408 amino acids. The record is from RefSeq and is a predicted model, not a curated record. NCBI's taxonomy places the organism in Eukaryota, Metazoa, Chordata, Actinopteri, Carangiformes, Carangidae.
AUGGACUCUGCCGUGAACAACGCCGAGAAGAAGCGGUGGCUCAGCGGUCUGCUUUGGUGGUCGCUCCUGGUCGAGCUGGCGUCGGGAGCUUCCCUCUAUGGCGAUGGCUUUGUACAGCUCAAAGCAACAGAGUCGUCCGACCAUAACAUGCUCCGCAUUCGCUUCCGAACCUCCAGCACCAAUGGCCUGCUGUUUCUAGCUGCCGGCCAGACCGACUACUUCCUACUAGAGCUGCAUGCUGGUCGCCUGCAGCUGAAACUAGACCUCGGAUCUGGGGAGCGAGUGUUACAGUCAGAGCGAGGCACCCAGCUCAAUGACCUGGCCUGGCACUCUGUGGAGGUCCACCAUGUGCAGCACAACAUCACUCUAACUGUGGACAAGAACUCUCAUACAAGUGUAAAGAUGCCAGGCUCCCAUCGUGAUCUCAACAUCUUGGAUGGCCUCUAUGUUGGAGGCUCAGGCGGCCUAGACAGACUUUAUAUCCCCAGAGACCCGAUUGGCUUCCGAGGCUGCAUGGACAACGUGGUCUUCAAUGAACAUGACUUGCUGUCAUCUCUUAGGCCUUAUACUGGAUUCAAAAAUGUCCAUGAGGUGUCUUUAGGCUGCAGUCCCCAAUUCUUUGCCACCGAGGAGGACCCUAUAAGCUUCUUCAGUUCCAGGGCUUACAUUUCUUUUCCAACCUGGAAUGCCCAACAGGAAGCGAUAUUUGAGUGUGUUGUGCACACUUCAGCCAAAGAGGGAAUUAUGUUGUACAGUUCAGCCAGAGAGGGUGACUUUGUGGCUGUGGAGAUUCAAGAAGGUUUGCCAGUGGCCAUUGUUGGAAAAGCAGGAACCAAAACUGAGCUUCGUUCCCUCACGUUCAUCAAUGACAGGAAAUGGCAUUCUAUCAAGUUGCAUUUCAGUUCCAAAAGCCUUGAGCUAACUGUUGAUGGAGAGAUGGUGAAAAGCAGCAUCAGCUCUCGUUCAAAGGGGCUUCAGCUCAAAGGUUAUCUUUUUGUAGGAGGUAUUGAUGACAGCACCAGAUCGGAAGUUAGAAAGGUGGGGCUCGUCUCUGUGUCUGGAAAGCGUGUCAGGGGAGGUUCCUUCAAAGGAUGUUUGAAGAACAUUGAAGUCAAUGGAGUGAAGAUGGGUCUCUCUAGUGCUGUUGUCACCAAGGAUAUCUCAGUUGGUUGUGAGCCAGAUAAAGAACCAGAACCAUCAACCACCAUAAGUCCAACAAGCGUUCCGGGAUCCCUUUUUCACUUCGUGACACCAACACCAUCUUUACACAUGUCCACUCUCGCAAGGGGCUUGGAUAGAAGGUAUGGCUCAAAUUUUGUGCAACUAAAAAACCUUGUGGUGCAGGAAGGUAGUAGAGCAUCUCUUGAGGCCAAACACAUUAAGGUUCUCUUGGACUUCAAAAAGCUUGGCAUUCGACAGUCUCAGAUUAUGUUCCGAAUUCGUGAGCAACCAAUUCGGGGUCAGAUAAGGCUUGAUGUCGAUCAAGACCAAGAGGAGAACACUUUCAGCAUGUUGGACCUUUGGCACGGACGAGUGAUGUAUAUCCAUGGAGGGUCAGAGGAACCAGAUGACUUCUUCAUGUUUUCAAUUUAUUCUAGCAGUAGAAAGGAAGUUCCUGAUUAUCUGAAGGACAAAAAAUUGUACCGGUACAAUAUUACUGUGACACCAACCAACGAUGCACCUGAAUUGAGUCUCCCUGAAGGAAAUCUCUUUGUCCUGUUGGAGAACUCAAAGAAACGCCUCACCACGGAUGUUCUAAAGGCCAUAGACAUUGACAGUAGCUAUAAUGACCUUGUCUUCUCUGUGCUUGGGAACCUGAACGCUGAUGCAGGAUAUUUGGAAAUUGAAAACAACCCUGGCAAGGCAGUGACCUUAUUCUCAUAUUUAGACUUGGAAGAACUCAGGGUUUACUAUGUUCACACAGGGGUUAGAAACUCAAGGAUAGUUCUUAGAGUUAGCGAUGGGGAAAAGGUCAGCAACACUGUGGUUCUAAGGGUCAUGGCCGUAGCGCUGGAGUAUAAGAUUGCCAACAACACAGGCCUUGAAAUCAUUCAAGGAGAGACAGCUAUAAUUGGUUCAAAGCAACUAGCUGUCCAAACUAAUGCUGUGAAACAAGUUGUAGAUGUCCGGUAUGAUAUGAUUGAACCCCCUCAGUACGGAGAACUCCAGAGGCUUCACUCAAGUGGUGAAUGGAGGCCUGCUGACUCAUUUUCCCAAAGACUUCUAGAAAAAGAGCGCCUGAGGUAUGUUAGCACUUUUCAAGACAUCCAGACAUCCAAUGCCACUGAUUACUUUAAGUGCAAAGUUAAUGUGGCUGCAAGGGCAACCACUGAACUACUCUUCCCAAUAACUGUGAAGUGGGUGAAAUACCACCUGGUGAGGAAUGUUAUGUUAAACUUGGAUAAAGUUAGGAAAGUGACACUGAAUUCUGAGCAUCUUUUUGCUGCAGCCGAAGGUGUGGCCCUCUUAGAGGAUGACCUUUAUUUUCGGGUUCUCACCAUACCAAAGAAAGGAAAACUCUUACUCGAAACCACAGUCUUGUGGAAGAAUUCAACCUUUAGCCAAAAAGAUGUAACAGAUCUUAAAGUACAUUAUGAGCUAGUUGACAGGCCUUACGAAGAUACUAGUGACAGAUUCAAAUUUCAGCUGGUUUCCAAACAUGCUCAGUCUCAAAACUAUGAUUUCCAGUUUUCCAUUAAAGCUGAUAUCAACAGUGUUUUCAUGAGAAAUGAUGGACUCUCCCUUCUGGAGGGAGAAAGUAAGCUUAUCACUAAAGAUGAGCUGUUUGCAGAGACUUUGAGUACAAAGGAUAUGUACUACACAGUCAUAAGCAGCCCCAGACAUGGAAAGCUAGCCCGUAUUAGUCAGUCAAAUUCCAAUGCUAGCUACGACAACAUCUUAACCUUUAGUAAUCAGGAUAUAUUAGAGGAAAGGAUAAUGUACAUUCAUGAUGAUAGUGAAACAACUCAAGACGAAUUCACUUUCAUAGCCUCCACCAGCAAAGGCUUCAAAUCUUCCAUUGCAGAGGAUGAAAUUGGCUCGAAGGGAGGAUUGUUCAACGUAUCCAUUCAGCUGGUCAAUGACCAAAAGCCAGUACGUGUUGUUGAUAAAGUUUUCCAUGUAGUAAGAGAUGGACAGAGGUUACUCACUUCAGAGGAUUUGCGUUAUCAUGAUGCAGACUCUGAUUAUGAUGAUGGUCAGUUGAUUUACACUCGACGUGGAAUCCCCAUGGGAGACCUAGUUCUGGUUAAUGACACCACGCAUCGGCUGUUCCAGUUUCGACAGAAGGAUUUGGAAGAAAAGCGAGUGUUGUUCAUUCACAAAGGUGUGAGCACUGGCAGGUUUGUGCUCUUUGUCUCGGAUGGAAAACAUUUUGUAUCAAGCCUUUUAGACAUCAGUGCACACGACCCUUUCUUGAAGGCUGGCAACAACACUGGUUUACUGGUUCAGAAGGGCCAAUCAGUAACCUUUUCCAGCAGUAACUUUAGUGUCAUAUCAAAUCUAGACAUCAGAGAUGACCAAGAGGUAAUUUUCAAGAUGGAUGUGGCUCCUAAGUAUGGAAGACUUUAUCGCAAUGAAACAAAGGUGGACUCGUUCACACUGUCUGACUUAAAGCAUGGACUGAUCUCCUAUCGGCACGAUGACAGCAAACAUCUGGCAGACUAUUUCAAUCUAACAGUGAAAGUGAAAGGCUUUCGAUUUGCAGUGAGGAUCAAUGUAAAGGUUUACCUGGAAAGUCAUCAGAGGCCACCCAUCGUGCUGCAUCACAACAACUUACUGGUAGAAGAAGGAAAACCAGUGAAGAUCGACGAAACUAAACUGGAGGUCACUCACGAGGACAACCUGCCAUCUGAGAUUGUAUUCACAGUCAAGGUAGCCCCCUCUCAUGGCUUUCUCCGGCGUUUUGUCGAAGCGGAGCAGCGCCACAUCGGAACCAAACAAUCCCCUGUCAAGACGUUUAACCAAGAGGACAUUAACAAUGGGAACAUCCAGUACAUGCAGGUGGAGCCCAACGAAGUCAAUGACACCUUCAUCCUCGAUGCCACCAACGGGGUCACUGACGUCAGUGACAUUAGGAUGUCUGUUGACAUCAUCCCACGCCUCAUCCCACUUCAGGUCUCAAAUUUCACUCUGAAUGAGGGCGCUUCCAAGGCACUGACCCAGGAUGUGCUCAAAGUCACCAACCGACAUUUUUCUGGAAUCAACUUCCUGUAUAGUUUGACUGAGCCCCCCCAGCACGGUCACAUUGAACACUCUCGACAUCCUGGUGUGUCCAUAACCUCUUUCACCAGGAGGCAGGUGGAACAUGAAUUCAUUUACUACAUCCAUGACAGCAGCGAAACCUUAGCCGACAACUUCACCGUGAUGGCCAAUGACUCAGGCCUGAGGAAGCAGAGUGCAGCCCAGACGGUGUACAUCCAGGUUACAGCUGUCAACGAUGAGCCUCCUGUUAUUACAGCCAACAGGGUCCUCAGGGUUUGGGUGUCCUCAGUGACAGAAAUCAGCCCAGAGGAUCUAAGGGCGCAGGACCAGGACACACCCCCAGAGGAGCUCCAAUUUAUGGUGACCCCACCGAGCAACGGAUACCUGGCCCUGAAGAGUGCCCCCAUGAAGGCCGUGCUCAACUUCACCCAGGCAUACAUAGACCAAGGACAGCUGCUGUUUGUGCACAAAGGUGCCAUGUCUGGAGGAUUCAACUUCCAAGUCAACGAUGGUGUGAACUUCACCCCGAGGCAGAUCUUCAGCAUCACUGCCAGAGCCUUAGUCCUCAGUUUAGAGAAAAACCGUCCACUCAAGGUGUUUCCAGGCUCCUCUGCACUAAUCACAAAUGAGGAUUUACAAGCGGAGACCAAUGACAUUAGCAACACCUCCAAUCGCAUCAUUACAUUUAGUGUGAUUCGGCAUCCUAAGCUGGGGCGACUGGUGACAAGGCAGCCUGAUAAUUCAACAGUAGACAUCUCCACUUUCACACAAGAUAUGGUGGACAGGAAAGAGGUUAUGUACAUUCAAACCCCCAUUGAGUCAGUGGGCUGGGAAGCCAUGGACUCCAUGACCUUCUCUGUGGCAUCACCGCCUGCUUCUCUGGACAGUCAGACCUUCAAAAUAGACAUUUCCUAUGAGAAUACUGGACCUGAACACAACACAGUCCUGCUCGCAAACACAGGUGCGGCGGUAACAGAAGGGGAGAGUGUCAUCAUUGAUGAGUCCAAGCUUGAUGCCACUAACCUGAUGUCCAAGCUGCCAACGCCUCAGCGGGGCUCCCAUGAGGUCUGGUUUCAGGUAACAUCCCUGCCUCAGCAUGGCGUCAUCAUGGUGGGUGAGAGAAACCUCACCAAGGAGAAACCUAACUUCUCCCAGUUCAUUAUCCACAAAUAUGGUAUCACCUACAAGCAUGACAACUCGGAGACAACUUGUGAUUCUUUUGCCUUCAGUGCAUGGAUAAAUCCUAAGGGAAAAACAGCACAGCGCCCUCAAGAUGAUAGUGAUGUUGUUGAGGAGCGUUUUAACAUUACAGUCACACCGGUGAAUGAUCAGCCACCUUUGCUAAAAACCAAAGCUCCAAGUCUGAGGGUCGUACAAGGAGAUACAGUUGUCCUCGGCCCUGAGAAUCUCAAAGUUGAAGACUUAGACAAUCCCCCUGAUGACAUUAAGUUCUCUGUGAUUAGCAAGCCAAACAAUGGUUACCUAGCUCUUGAAGGAAGUUUGAAUCAGUCGAUAGUGGCCUUCACCCAAGCCCAAAUCAAUAACAGAAGCAUCUAUUUCAUCCAUGAUGGAAGCUCCGCCUCAGGGGUGUUCUACUUCAGUGUUACAGAUGGUCAUCAUAAACCAAUUUAUAAACUCUUUAACCUGGAGGUGACAGAAAUCACAAUUUCUCUGGUCAACUACACUGGAUUGACACUGGAACAGGGCAAGACUUCGGUAUCACUGACCCAGGAUAACCUUGCUGCUGUUACCAAUGGGAAAAACGUCACCAUUCACUACCAGAUUACAAGGCCUCCAAACUUUGGCAAACUUCUGAAGGACAACGACAAAGAGGUUACACAGUUUGAACAGGAAGAUCUACAGGCUGGAAGGUUGUCCUACCACAUGAUCUCCCUUUCCUCUGGAGGAGACAGCUUUGAGUUUACAGCCCUCACUUCGGAAGCAAAUCUCACUGGCCGAGUGCUUAACAUAACUGUCACACCUUUGAUCAAGUUUGGCAAAGAUGUGAGGAUUCCCAAUGGGAUUGCAGUCAAACUCAGCGCUAGUUUUCUGAAUGCCUCUGAACUCGCUAAAAUUAGUAAUAGUGACCCUGUAUUUGAAAUGAUCUCCCACCCUAAGUAUGGGAAGGUGGUUCAAACAAAACCUAAAAUGUCCAGGAAAGCUGCACAAGCUGACUCCUUCACCUUUAAGGAGGUGAUGCAGGAGAAGGUAGCCUUGGAGCUUAAUGCCAAUAUGACUGGAGUUCAAGAGCUGAAUGACUCAUUGGUGUUUCUGCUGAAAGCUGAUACCAUCCAACCUGCUAAAGGGGAGUUCCACUUUACAGUUGUGCCAUAUGACCCAGCACUUUUUCCCACCACAAAGAGUCCUGUCCCAACCACAUCAUCUGUUACUCAGACACCAAUCCAGACUUCCAGAAAUGGAACUGCUUCACCAUUCCUGUCUACAGCUUUCCUCUCCACCCAGCAACCAAGCAAAAACCAGCAAAAGUUCAAGGGACGCAACCGCUGGGGAAACUCCAACAGAACUAGCAUUUUCAGUACAACACUCGGCAAACCAACACGUGGAACGGAGGAUUUCCUCUUUAGGAACACACCAGUUCGUGUGGAAUCCUACCCUCAAAAAACCUCCAAUCCGCUCCUGGUGAUCUUACCACUACUGGCCCUGCUGCUGCUUGUAAUCAUCUUUGUAGUCCUGGUUGUGUUUCUUCGACAUCACAGGCAAAGGAAGCAGAGCACUACUGCACCAAAGGAGCCACCUUCCACUGGUCUUCCAAGCAGUGAGUCCUACCAAGGCCAAACCCAGAGGAGCACAACAGUUCCCUCAGUGACUGUCACUCCAUUGAACCCCAACUGCCCGGGCAGCCCUGUUCUUGAUCGAUUACUGGUGUCAAAUCAUGGUACGGGUUAUGACACCAUUGAUUCAAACAUGCUCAUAAGUUCCUGGAGCAAUGGUUCCCCUGCAGCAUCUUCCCAAAUUAUUAGAACCGCCACACCCACUCUUCAGAAGAAUCAGUACUGGGUAUGAUCUUCCACAAACCGACUUAUAGCUAUAUGUGUUGGAGAUACUGUUACAGGUUUUGAUAAUGGAUUAAAUGUGGUUGAGUACCAAAUGAGGCUGUAAUUAACUAUUUUAUUAGCUUAAAGCUGCAUAAUCAAUAUUUAUGUAUUAAUACUGACUCGAAUUACCGUGUCAUGUGUAAGGUUUCACUCAUUGGGACAAACUCAGAAUUAUCACCCAACACAAAGUUCAACAAAGUGACAAACUAGCUAAGGAAGAAAGUCAAAUAUGUAGCAAACUAAAGACCAAGAGUUGUUGGAGACUAAAUCAGAGCUAAAAGCUCCCCAUAUGGCUAGACAGAGACCUCAAAUGGGACAAUAAUGUGCUGGAAGUGUAAUAAGGCAAUUGUUUGCUAACAAUUUAAGCAACAACUUUAUAAGGCCACAAUACAGUUCAUCAAGACAGUGCAUCUAUUUUGAGUUCUUGUGCCCCUUGUUGGCCAAAUAUUGAUUCAUGCAGCUUUAAGGAUAGAUAAAGGACAAAACCACUAUGGCCAAAGUUAUUUGGAAUACAUUAAUAAGAGUCAGGACGACUUUGAGUUCUCUUUGAGUUGCACAAUCCAUUGAAACACUGGCUAACAAUCCAACACCAAUUACUGCAAUAAGUUCAGCUGGUGGGACAGACUUUGGUCAUUAAGCAUUUACGAAGCAAUCAUCAUUGUGGUAAAUUAUAACCUAUGUUUGGUGCCUAAUUUAAUCAGUCACGUCGUUGUCUGGUCCUCAUGCACAUUGAAGUCUCUCCCAUUAUGGGUCAUGGUCAUCAGAGCGGGAGCUGAUGCAACUGUGAAUUACUAAGACUGACACUGGUACAAAGAUGUAUUGUCUAAGGAUUUCAAUUGAUUGUUCAGAUUUUAUAUUGUUGUUAUGUAUCAUAUAUUACAGUAUAACUUUUUGUAAACUCAGGUAUUUUGUUAAUAGUCAUUUACUCCAUGUUACCUUUAAUGAGGGUUGCAUGUCUUGUCAAUAACAGGUUUUUGUUUUCACAUUGCAGGAUUUAAUCUUAUAAAUUUGAGGGUUUUGUCGCAAAUGCUUCCCACCAUGGUUGUAUAUUGAAAUGGUUUUGCACCACUAUUAAAAUAUUUCUUUCUUUAUAGCCCUGGUAAAAUCACACUGGGUAAAACUGUUUUAUAAUUUGUUCUUUUUUUAUUUUACUAUGCACAUUAUUUAUAUAUUUUAUAUUGUAUUCCACCCACUUUCACCUCAGUGAUUAAAAUUCAAACUGCAGGUUCAUUCUGUCAUCAUUUAACAGGUUCUCCUACAGUUGAAUAGAUAGUGGGUUCACCUACUUUAAGGGAGAUUUAGCUGCUAAGCCUAAAACAAUCUCAUUAGUCUAGGAGAGGUAAUGACUUUCUGAGGUGAGAUAUUAAAUAUUUGUCAACAGAACAAGUUGUCAGUCUCUUGCUUUUGAGCAGCAAUUCAAGGAGUCCUUCUUUGAAAAUACUGACAGGUGUUUCCCAGACAAAUUACAAAAAACGGACAAUUUCUUUGACUGAAAUAACAGCUGGUAUUUAUGUUCAUUAUUUAACACUGACAAAACUGUAUUACUUGUGUCCUUAGAUUCUUGACAUUAUCUACUGUAGGCCUUGGCUGUCUGACACUGAAAUGCUGUGUCUACUGUAAUGAAAGGUACUUUUCUGACUUGUUCUGGCAAGCUAGGCAAGAUAAGAAAUUGCUGUCACUGAAAAUCACUGUAAACUUGUAUGUUAUGGAAUCAUUUUGUACUGAACAGAAGUGUCUAUCCAGUGUAUCCCAGUGUCAUAUGAAUGAUGUAACCUAUGUAACAAGUGUCAUAGUUAUUUAUACCAUAUUUUUA